Melitaea cinxia (Glanville fritillary) is the source of this 564-nucleotide messenger RNA. RefSeq lists its product as uncharacterized. Bases 1 to 564 code for a protein of 187 amino acids. NCBI's taxonomy places the organism in Eukaryota, Metazoa, Arthropoda, Insecta, Lepidoptera, Nymphalidae. The record is from RefSeq and is a predicted model, not a curated record. The transcript is spliced from 2 exons.
AUGUCGCUCAGCGACGACGCCGAAAGACAUGGAGACGCGCUUUCUCGAGCGGAAGGUUACCUCGAGCUUCUACAAAAGGUGACCGGAAGCUCGAGAAACCUAAAGGGCACGUAUAUCAAGGCCCUUAAAGAAGUCAGAAGAGAAAAUUCGUAUGCAACAUUGGAAGACACCUAUAUUGACUGCAAAAUUAAGAUGAAAGAGCAUUUGAAUAAAAGUAGAACUCCUGUCUCAGAUUCAACAGGAAGUGACUUGAACAUUAAAAAUAUCUCAACAAACCCUGAAGUAAAGCUUCCACAGAUACAACUGCCCUCAUUUUUUGGUGCAUAUGAAGAAUGGCCGAGUUUUCACGAAAUGUUUAUAUCAUUAAUACAUAAUAAUCACAGUUUAAGUGCAGUACAAAAACUUCACUAUUUAAAGAGUAGUUUGAAGGGAGAAGCAGAAAUGCUACUACGAAGCUUGUUAACAACAGAAGUUAAGUACACAGAAGCAUGGGACCAAUUGGUGCGCCGAUACAAUAACAAAAGAUAUAAUUCAAAUGAGAUAAUGAAAAAAUUAUUUUCCUAA